AGUCUGGCUCCAGGAACAGCUCCUCCUUCUCCACCACUGCCGCUGCCUUAGUUGCCUCUUCCCGAGCGCGCUGCUAAGUUUUUCUUCCGAGAACACCACAUUUUGAUAGAAACCAUGGCGUGGCUCAUUACAGUCUUCUUGUUUUUCACGGCAGCUGCAGCACUACGUACACUCAAGGACAAUGAAAAGCAAGUGCCUGGAGAGGUAAUGUACACCAAUGAAGCAAAGCAGGCAAAUCCCGAGUCCUUCGUCUUCUAUAACAAGGAAACGAAGCAAGCAAAUAAGGAAGAAAAGCAAGCAAAUCCUGAGUCCUUCGUCUUCUAUAACAAGGAAGUGAAGCAGGCAAAUCCCGAGGCCUUCGUCUUCUAUAACAAGGAAGUGAAGCAGGCAAAUCCCGAGGCCUUCGUCUUCUAUAACAAGGAAGUAAAGCAGGCAAAUCCCGAGUCCUUCGUCUUCUAUAACAAGGAAGCCAAGCAGGCAAAUCCCGAGUCCUUCGUCUUCUAUAACAAGGAAGCGAAGCAAGCAAAUAAGGAAGAAAAGCAAGCAAAUCCUGAGUCCUUCGUCUUCUAUAACAAGGAAGUGAAGCAGAAGCGGGCAAAUCCCGAGGCCUUCGUCUUCUAUAACAAGGAAGUGAAGCAGGCUAAUCCCGAGGCCUUCGUCUUCUAUAACAAGGAAGUGAAGCAGGCAAAUCCUGAGUCCUUUGUCUUUUAUAACAAGGAAGCGAAGCAGGCAAAUCCCGAGGCCUUCGUCUUCUAUAACAAGGAAGUGAAGCAAGCAAAUAGGGAAGAAAAGCAAGCAAAUCCUGAGUCCUUCGUCUUCUAUAACAAGGAAGUAAAGCAGGCUAAUCCCGAGGCCUUUGUCUUCUAUAACAAGGAAGUGAAGCAGGCAAAUCCAGAGUCCUUCGUCUUCUAUAACAAGGAAGCGAAGCAGGCAAAUCCCGAGUCCGUCCUGGAAAGUGAAGUUUGACUAAGAAAAUCCUUUAUGGAUCUCUUAUUAUAUAGCUGAUACUUUGCAAAGCUCUACUGUAUUGAGAUAAUAAAAAUAUGAAGUUUAAAGUA
Messenger RNA from Selaginella moellendorffii, 1058 nucleotides. RefSeq lists its product as uncharacterized. The transcript is spliced from 2 exons. NCBI's taxonomy places the organism in Eukaryota, Viridiplantae, Streptophyta, Lycopodiopsida, Selaginellales, Selaginellaceae. Gene Ontology annotation, molecular function: protein binding. The record is from RefSeq and is a predicted model, not a curated record. The coding region runs from base 115 to 966 and encodes 283 amino acids.